CACGAUUCAUGCUCAGAAAGUUCUGACUCUGAGCAAGAAAAUGAUGUAAAGAUAACUGUAAAUUUGCCUCCUUUUUGUUUCUUUGUAUUUUCAUUGCUAAUCAAUUUAGUAUCUUAAUUGUUUCUAAAUAAUUCUGAAUUUCAAUUAAGAAUUACCUGUUUAAAUCUCCUUUUCUCAUCUCAUGUUCAUCUACUGAUUCAAUUAGAUUUUUGGUCAGUUUGAUUUAAAUCAGUUUAAUUCGAUUCUGUCUGAAUAUUGGUGAUUAUCAAGAAUCGAAAGUCUAUUUCUUUCCGAUUCUUUUGUCUUUACCUCUCUAUCGAUGACUAUUCUGGAUUUACCUCCGAUUACAAGUGAACUUUAUCAUCGACGUGAGGAUGGACUGGCCUCACCAAUUUCUUCGCCUCUCGAUAGUGACCAAAGUUCGUCUGAUAGCAAUGAUUCUGAUGAACCUUUUUUGCUUAAGUAUCAUUUGUUCCGGACCCUCGAAUUGGCCUAGACCAAGAAUUAUCUCAGCCAGUCGUGUUCGAUCUACUGAGGAAACUCGACCAACUCCGACUUUGCAUCCAUAUGCUGAUGUGCCAAUAGCCGGAAGGUUGAACAUUGAUCUGGAUAGAACCUUUUCUCGGUCAACUUGCUUGAUGAAACCUAAAAGAAUUGGAUAUUUCUCUUUAAGAAUCGACAAGGAAUUGAACAAGGAGAUUUACUUACCCGAUAAAUCUCAAUUACGAUACUUGAGCCUUUUAAAAAGAGGCUCAAAUCGUUUGAACUUGUUGAAGUAUUUCGACCCUAAAACCGUUUGGUCUCGAUGUCCAAGUGACCUUCAUAUUCUUCGUUGGUAUAUGGACAAUAAAAUCGAUUUUAUUUUGGACGAAACUCUUUCUAAUUUGGAGCCAAAUUUCAUCACCGAUAUCCGUUCUUUAACAACGAUUAUGAGUUCACCUUAUGAUAAGUGGAACGAUUGGGACAUUAUUGGUGUCAAGAUCGGUGACAAAAUUAUUCUUCAUGAAGUGGACACGACGAUGAGAAAAAAUUACAUUGCUCGUCAAACGGACACUCAAAAUGCUUCUUCUUAUGCAGGAUAUAAAUUUGAAUCAUUGGUCACUCGACGUUUCGAUGGAAAGAAAUGUUCAACCUACUACGGUGGACUUCGUGACUCUUUUCAUGGCGUUUUAGUGACCAAGGUAGGUCAACAUAAUAUUUUAUACAACUCGCGCUAUUGUUGCGCUAAAAACAAAAGUCAAUUAGAUGCCGCCUUAAAUGACAUGGAAUUUGUUGAGAUAAAAACUCAAUAUGGUUCUAGGGCCUGGCACUCGAGGCUUGUUGGACUUUGGGCUCGAUCCAUUCUCGCCAAUACUGACUUUACUAUUGUUGGUCAACGAGAUGAGGAUUUCAAGGUUGACCUUGCGAAAGUGAAAUGGUAUUACACAGAUAAAAUGCCUUCAGCUCGCAAUCACUGGAGCCCAAAGACAAUGGUUGAAUGUCUUUUAUCAACGAUGGAUUUUAUCAAGUCUCAGAUAAUCGAGUCUAAUAUUGUUUAUCGUUUCAACCAUUCUCAUGGAAAUCCAAUUGUUUGUCAACAAUUAGAUGAGCCAUUUACUAAAUUCAUACCUGAUUGGUACGUUGAUUGUUAGUACCGAAGGUAUCAGCAGAGUCGCAGACAAGUUCAAAUUGAUCAGCUGAUGGAAGGAGAUCUUAAGGCUUGAAGAUGAUCAUCAGAUUUUACCAUUAGUAUUUACAACACUCUGAUCGACCCUUGUUUGAUAUCUGCUAUUCAGAUCAUAUUAUUAUUUUGUAACAGAUGCAAUUUAAUUGCUCUGUCCAGUUAUCAACCAAUACCCAAUUUGAGGUCAAUAAAUUAAUACAAAUUUCAAUAUGAAACCAUCGAUA
Molecule: messenger RNA, 1887 nt
Organism: Panonychus citri (citrus red mite)
Lineage: Eukaryota; Metazoa; Arthropoda; Arachnida; Trombidiformes; Tetranychidae
Exons: 2
Coding region: 375-1631 (418 amino acids)
Biological process (GO): nuclear-transcribed mRNA catabolic process; NAD-cap decapping
Cellular component (GO): nucleus; cytosol
Molecular function (GO): mRNA 5'-diphosphatase activity
Source: RefSeq, a predicted model, not a curated record